GUCCUGCCCACGCCCGUGUUUUCUGAUCCAGCUAACCAGCUUCUACCAGCUUUCCCACCAUUCUCAGAUAUAUACUUGCUACAAUCCCAUAUCUUCCUUCUUCAUUCCCUGUAUCCACCAUCCCUCCACCAGAGUUCACUCAAUCACACUCUUCUUUACCGGGCCGAUCGAUACAGUACUCACUCACUCACUCAUCUCACAUAUCCCACACCAUCAACAAUCCCUCAUAUCAAACACCUUCACAAUGCCUCAAGGCCAAAACUCAGUCUACGUCAACGGCAGCUUCUCCGAGCCCAUGACUGCCCAGCACAACUUCAACAACCAGUAUGACCUCUCGGAUCCGCACACUGCCAUGUCGCGCUACUCUCGCGUAAUGCACAAGCACACAAAGGAGCAGAUGGAGAUUGCAACCCAGUCUGCACGGAGACGAUCCGAGAAUGACGGCGUGCCGUCGCAGCCCUCGCUCCAGACGCAGACGUCGGGCUCUACCGAGUCUGAGCUGUGAUCGAUUGAUGAUGUGCAUCGAUCCAUCCCUGUCGUAACACGUCGUAGUCGUGUCCGUACGUUUUUGGUGCUUCAUGCGUCUUGAUGACGAUGGGCCCGAAUUUUCUUCUUGUUUUCAGCGAGCAUGCUCAGAGGCUUCGGCGUUGGGAAUAUACAUGCUCACUGUGGCAUUUGGUGCUUAUAUGGAGGACAUUAUUGGCGUUUGCGGGCGUUUGGGCCAUCAUCAUCAUGGAUGGAGUCACGUGGUCCUCGAUAACUAACAAACAUUUCUACGACAACACAAU
Messenger RNA from Pseudovirgaria hyperparasitica, 788 nucleotides. RefSeq lists its product as uncharacterized. The record is from RefSeq and is a predicted model, not a curated record. The transcript is spliced from 2 exons. The coding region runs from base 245 to 505 and encodes 86 amino acids. NCBI's taxonomy places the organism in Eukaryota, Fungi, Ascomycota, Dothideomycetes, Acrospermales, Acrospermaceae.